Molecule: messenger RNA, 3730 nt
Organism: Microplitis mediator
Lineage: Eukaryota; Metazoa; Arthropoda; Insecta; Hymenoptera; Braconidae
Gene: haf
Product: leucine-rich repeat and fibronectin type-III domain-containing protein 3
Exons: 6
Coding region: 341-3160 (939 amino acids)
Molecular function (GO): protein binding
Source: RefSeq, a predicted model, not a curated record
AGCUCCAGUACCAUACCACCAACUCGGUACCUGGUGCCGGUGCACUCUCCGCUGGCUCGGUGGCUCCUUUCCAGCGACUUGAGUCCCACCACCGGUUCAGACUUUACGGUAUGGUCUGGUCUCAGUCUUAGUCUUACGGUCUUGUCAAGUCAGUCAGUCUACGACCACGGGAUUCACCGAUCGCGACCGCGGGUUCCGCCAGUUAUCAAUACACUGGACAUGCUACCGCUCAAAUACUCAUUUUUAUUUUAACGAACAAAAUUCAUUUUUUUCAUUUUUAUUAUUUUUAAAAUUAAGUGUCAAGUGAUUUAUUUAUUUUACUAAAAAAAUAGUGACAGUGAUGAGAUGUGUUGGACUUGAUCUGAGAUUUAUUAAAAUGAAUCCAUCCUUGGCAUUACUGCUAGUCUUAGCUUGCUCGCUCUGCAUAACGGCAGCGACUUCGCCGUGUCCAUGGGCAUCACACAUCACCGAACUAGAGAAUUCGUGUAUUUGCGAUUACAAUUUAGCACGAGAAUUGUCCGUCCAGUGUGACAUAGUAGAUUUUAGUCAAUUACUGUCAGCAAUAAGACGAUACGCGGCUCGAUCGACCGUAGACUUGUUUUACGUAAACAACAGUACGGUGGGAGUACUGAAAAAUGGCUCGUUCUCGACGAUACGGGUUAACAAUAUGCAAUUGUCUGGUUGCAAAAUAACUUCAAUUGAGGAUAAUGCAUUUCGCGGUCAAGAACUUUCUCUGCGGACUCUUAAUCUAAAAGACAAUGAAUUGACGGAUAUACCGACGAGCAGUUUAAAGUCGCUGCGUAAUCUAACAGUUCUUGAUAUUUCAUUGAACAAAAUAACUAAAAUCGAAGACAAUGCGUUUAGAAAUCUUAAGCUUGUGACUUUAAAAUUAGCUGACAAUGAGAUAACUCUAGCUCCCGCGGCGUUUCGCGGUUUAGAAAAGACGUUGAAAAAUCUAAAUCUCAAAGGAACGAAGCAAAAAAAAAUUCCCGAUGCUUUGCGUGGUCUAAAGACACUUGCGUUUUUAGAUUUAUCACAAAAUAGCAUAAGAGAAUUGCCUGGAGCCGCUGGUCAGAAGGCUUUCGAAGGCCUGGAUUCACUGACAGGUUUAAAUCUCGAACGAAAUUUAAUUCAGAGCAUCGGCUCAGACGCUUUUUACGGUAUAAAAAAUACUCUGAGCUCGCUGAGUCUUCUCAAUAAUUUGAUUCCUGAUUUUCCUACCGCCGCGAUCAACAUAAUUCACGACUUACGUGUUUUGGACAUUGGGUUCAACCUUAUCACUGAACUGCCGGUCAAUGCGUUUGCCAAUAAUCCCUCGAUAACGUUGCUCGCAAUCGAUGGAAACCCGCUGUCAACUGUUCCUGAGGAAGCUCUAGCUCGAUUAAACGGCACUCUACGAGGCCUAAGUCUUGGCGGACGUUUCCUGGUGUGCGACUGUAAAUUACGUUGGAUUGCUAACUGGAUAAGGACGAAAGAUCUACAAGUCACGAGUCGUGAACGCAAGCCGCAAUUUUGUGGCAGUCCUCUGAGAUUACAGGAACGUAAUUUCUAUAACAUUGAUCCUGAAGAGCUCGUGUGUGAAAGACCAUCAGAAAUAAUCGGAAUAGGAACAGUAGAAAGUGUAGACACAAAAGAACCAACGGGUCCAGUAACUGGAGUAGUAGACGAAUUACUUCUUACAACUCGAGUGUCGCCUACAACUCUCUCCUCUCCUUCAUCGUCGUCAUCAUCAUCAUCAUCAUCGACUUCCUCAUUAUCGUCAUUUGCAUCAACAACAGCACAAAAGACAACCCAGAAAAUAACGACAACAACUUCAGUCGCAACAACUCCCAGUACAACAAUCGAGUUCAAGUCAACAGAAGUGACCACUCCGUCCACGGUCCAGGUAUCAACCACGCGACCUACUGCGCGGACUGGCAACGUAGUGAUAGUGCGCACAACAGUGCCACCACGUGUGCUACAUAGCUCUGAGCACGGGAGCCUGCCACAGCAUCAGCCACGUCCUCCUCUGGUGCUCGGAUCUCCUCUUUACAAGGCGAAACCCGAAAAGGACAUCAUCGUCAAGGAAGCGCUGCGUCAAGACAACUCUGUUAUUAUUUCUUGGGACAGCGAGACCACGAAUAUUCUUGGCUUCCGCGUUGUCUAUCGCUCCUUUGGCGACACCAGUUUCAAACAGGGACCGCCACUAGAAGCCAGCGAACGUGAAUUCAAAAUAAAAAAUGUUCCUGCACAAGAGUGCAUUGUGGUCUGUGUGGUUUUACUCGAAGAGACAAAUAUAACUCCAGCGAACGUGCCUUACAGCCAGUGCAAGGAAGUCCGCAAAGAAAAUUCACCGACCUCUAAUAUGGACAAAAUAACGAUAACCGCGUGCGCGGUUAUUUGCGCGACAAUUGUUCUCGUCGCGAUAAUAUUCGUGGUCGCGAUACGGGUAAGGUCUAGAAAGCUCCAUACGCUGCACAGUAUAGACCAGACAAAAAUGGGCGGCCCUAUUUCCGGACUUCCAGUCAACUGCUGCUCUAAUGUUGGACCAACGCCCAGUCCAGCUGGACCUCUAGCUUCCAUGGCUACUCUCAGUGCUUACAAUGCGCAAAAAGAGUGGGACCAAGUGUCUGCAUACAGCAACAGAAGCAUUCCCCGGCCACGAAUCUUUCCCAUUGAUCGACAAGGAUCAAUGACACGUGCAUCAUGCAUAGAUGAAGUAAGAUCACAAGCAAGUCAUUACGGAGGUAAAAUAUCAUCGCGUUCAGUAGCUGAUGGUCAGUCGCAGCACAGCUUCGGCAACAAUUCAUCCCGAUAUUUUGCCAACACUGCUCUGGCCAGCAAUCUCGUCAAUACAAGACCAGAGUUACGUCAGUCGCGACAAUCACUGGCAGCGGCAUCUGAUCGUAUGUCACGUAAUGGUUACCCAGGGAACACGAACAUGCCACCGCACGCAUCGGCGCGUCGCCAACGUCCGAGAUCGAGGAAUCGUACGAUCGAACCGAGCAGUCAUCAGCAGCAACAGCAACAGCCGCCACCACCCAGACCUGGCAGCAGAUACAGUUUAGCAGACUCAACUCACACACUCAAUAAUUACGAGGAAAGUAAUUGGACCGAUCAUGAUAUGGAUAUUUACAUGUCACGUAAUCCGACAACAAGGAGCGGUCUCGUCCCGCUUUAAAUAUUUUUUAUUUAUAAAUCGAUUAAUUAGAUUUUUAUUAUUAUUACUAUUAUUAUUGCUGUGUAUUGCUUGUGUGUUCUCAGUAAGGCACAAAUGGAGUCUUAAUAAUUAAUUAUUAGUCCGAUAAUUAUAAAUAUAAAUAGAAUUAAAUGUAUAGGACCUAUAAGUAAUUACAUCUCUUAUAUUUAAGAUAAUUAUUUUUUUAUAAUUAAAUAGUCGUUUUUAUAAAAAAAUGUACUUGUAAUAUUUAUGAUAUUUUUUUAUCAAUUGAUUAAUUCAUUUUAAUAAUUAGCUGUAGUAAAAAAAAAAUUUUUUUAAUGAGUUAUCACGUCGAGGUGAAAAAAUUAAUUGAUUUAGAUUAAUGUUUGUCCAAAGACUGUAACAUGACCGAGAGAAUUUAUUUUUAAGAUUUUAUAUUGAUUUAAUAAUAGUAAUAAUUAAUUAAUUAAUUAAUUUUAAGGUAAAUGGUAAAUUAGUUAUACCGAAGAAUGAAAUAAAAUCAAUUGUAUUUGUAAUGUAAAUUAUUAAAUAUCGAUAAUGGUGCAAUCAAAUACAAAUUUAUUUUUAUUU